Messenger RNA from Paramecium sonneborni, 867 nucleotides. Lineage: Eukaryota; Ciliophora; Oligohymenophorea; Peniculida; Parameciidae. The record is from the annotation of a GenBank genome assembly.
AUGAUUGUCCAUAUUGAAGCUUGUUAAAGAGGCUUUAAUAAGGUAUUAAAUUUAGAAAGAAAAUAUUAAUAAAUUCAGUUUCUUCUAUUAAAUUGCCAUUAUAUUAUUUUAAGACAAUGUGAUAGUUUAUUAAAAUUGGCAUAAUUAUUAUAAAGAUUUCGUANUAGUGCUAGUUGGUUUAAUUUUUGUACUUAUAGAGUUAAUAAAAGAAGAUGAAGGUUAUUAUGAAUGCUAUUGUAAAAUAUAACUAACUAAUUCUAGUUAAAUAUAGUAAGAUUUCAAGAAUUGUGGGAGGAUGCGUUACAGCAAUUAUAGUUAUAUUUAGUGAGAAGUUAUAAAAAAAAAUGGAUGAUCAAGUUUAACCACUUUACAAAGAUCUUCCACUCUUAUAAAUGAAGGCCUUUCAAAAUAAUGAAACAUAAAGGGAAGAUUUAAGAAUACUUAUUGUUAUGUACGUUGCUUCCUAAUUUCUAACCAUAUUCUAAAUGAUUUACUUUUUUGUCAAAGAAUACAUAAAUGCUGAAUUGCAAUUUACAAAUUGUACUCCUUGCCAAAUGAUUCCUUGUCUCAAAAUGUCACCUAAUAAUACAAUUGCAUUUGAACUCUUAUUGAAAUUAUUUUUUUUAAUAAUCAUCAUUUUCCUGCCUUAUCUGGCAUUAAUCUCCUUUUUUUGGGUUAAUUCAAAUAAAUUGCAUAUUAAUCAGGUAUUUAAUUCAUAAACUAAUUAUUUAGCAUCGAACUAUCUCGAAUGAAGAAGAUAUUUGGAUAAAUCUUUUUAAGAAAAUGGGAUAUGAAAAAUCCAAGAUGUAUUUAUCAGAUAUCUCAGAAUAAUAAGAAAAAACUUCAUCAUUAGAUGAUUCUAAUUGA